Messenger RNA from Zingiber officinale, 3516 nucleotides. RefSeq names its product probable serine/threonine-protein kinase At1g54610. The transcript is spliced from 8 exons. Gene Ontology annotation, cellular component: cyclin-dependent protein kinase holoenzyme complex; nucleus. Gene Ontology annotation, biological process: positive regulation of transcription elongation by RNA polymerase II; protein phosphorylation. Lineage: Eukaryota; Viridiplantae; Streptophyta; Magnoliopsida; Zingiberales; Zingiberaceae. Gene Ontology annotation, molecular function: RNA polymerase II CTD heptapeptide repeat kinase activity; cyclin-dependent protein serine/threonine kinase activity; ATP binding. The coding region runs from base 894 to 3176 and encodes 760 amino acids. The record is from RefSeq and is a predicted model, not a curated record.
GAAGAGGAGCUCGCCCUCCUCAUUGGCUCCCUCGACAGGAAUGUCGUGCUUCCUCGCGUUGCGGCUGUCCUCCUUCUUCCUCGCUGUGCUCCUGCUUCUGGUCUUAUCGCUUUCGCGCCGGAGUAAUUUUUAUGCCCUAAAAGCGCGUGUUUUCUGAUCCAUCUCGUUCCUCUGCUGGUUCGUUGAUUCCAUUCUGUAAAUCUCUGCGUGUAUUUUGUUGGCGAGAUCUUUCCUCUUGCUGCGGCGAUCUCCUGGUUCUUUUUUUUUUUUCUCUCCAUUGGAUCCAAAAAAAAAAAAAAUCACUCCUUUUGCCCUUUAUACCCACUUUUACCUAGUUACCUUUUGAAGAGGGAAAAUACCGGUAGUUUCUCGGUCCUUUUCGCAGUUUCUCAUUUGUGAUUUUUGCAUCCGGAAGAAUCAUGGCGUGGAAAAUAUCUGAGGUGGGAGAAUCAGAGGCCGCGAUGCGGAAUUUCGGGUAAAAGGCUCAGAUUUGCUCCGCCUACGUAGGAUCAUUAUCGGAUUCCGGCGAUCUUCGUUGUGAACGUCUUCUACUCUUUUAGUUUGCCGUUUGCAGACUUGCAAUUGACCGACGGAGGGAAAUCGUGAUUUUGGUGAUUGUCCAUUUGCCGGAAAAAGGUUGUUUUUGCUAGAUUCGGUAUUUGACUAGCUGUUCUUUUUGUUUAAAGUGGUGGCUUGCAUUUUGGAUUUUGCUCUUGAGACAUGUGAUAGGCUCUUCUGGAGAUCUCGUGAUUGUUUCUUCGGGCAUCGUUGGCUUCAGACUAUUAGGAGCACGUGGUUCGUUCAAGGUUUCAGAAUUUUUUUUUGGCUCCCUUCAGUGCAAAAAGCGAUUCUUUUGAUCUAAGUGCAUCAGUAAUUACGAUCGCCCGAUUGUAAUGCGGAGGAUUAGGAAAUUUCUUAUGGGCUGCGUUUCAUCAAAAGGAUUCAAGGGAGAUGAUGUCCCGGAGUUUCAGAGGCCUAAAGCUUCACGAAGGACCCUGAGUAGGUUGCUUUCUUCAACAACUGAGGACUCUUUGAAUAGGUUGGUUUCUUCUUCAAGGAGGGAUGAAGUCGACGUGAUAGAUGUCGAUGCUACUGUUGCCACUAAUGGGAGCACUGCACAGCUUAUAUCAAUGUCGCAAGAGAAUGUAGCCAUUUCUUCUGCCCCCUUGGUUGGCUCUGGAGAGAGGAAGGUGUUGCCUGUUGUCGAGAAGAAUGGUAGAGUCCUGAACCCCUCGGUGGAUGAUGGAGAAAGAAAGGUAUCCCCUACGGUUAGCACUUCCAAGGGUGUUGGGCUGCAAAGACAGGCUGCACUCGAUGCUCAGGCGAGUAUGGCAGAGCCAUCUUCAGCAGUCGCCAGUUCUAAGACAGUGGAUGAAUACAAAACAGUGAUCUCUCAUGUAUCAAAUGGGUUCAAGUUCGAGCAUGCUGCAGCUGGUUGGCCUUCUUGGCUCACAGCAGCUGCUGGUGAUGCAGUGAAAGGCUGGCUUCCUCGAAGGGCAGAUUCCUUUGAGAAGUUAAACAAGAUUGGGCAAGGGACUUAUAGCACUGUGUACAAAGCUUGUGAUCUCGAAACUGGCAAAACUGUCGCACUUAAAAAAGUUCGUUUUGCUAAUAUGGAUCCAGAAAGUGUACGGUUCAUGGCAAGGGAAAUACACAUUCUACGUAAACUUGAUCACCCAAAUGUUGUGAAGCUUGAAGCUUUAAUUACCUCGAAAAUAUCUUCUAGCUUGUAUCUUGUUUUUGAAUAUAUGGAGCAUGAUCUUGCAGGACUUCUAGGGACGCCUGGCAUCAAGUUUACUGAACCCCAGGCCAAGUGCUAUAUGCAGCAGCUACUUUGUGGUCUUGAACAUUGCCAUAAUCAUGGUGUGUUGCAUCGUGACAUCAAAGGUUCAAAUCUUUUGAUUGACAACAAUGGGAUCUUAAAAAUAGCAGAUUUUGGACUGGCUACAUUUUAUAAUCCUGGCCAGAAGCAGCACUUGACUAGUCGAGUAGUAACAUUGUGGUAUCGUCCUCCUGAGCUCUUACUGGGUGCCACAGAAUAUGGUGUUGCUGUUGAUAUGUGGAGUGCUGGUUGUAUUCUUGCAGAAUUGCUUUCUGGGAGACCUAUUAUGCCAGGAAGAACCGAGGUGGAACAAUUGCACAAGAUAUUCAAGUUAUGUGGCUCACCUGCGGAAGAAUUUUGGAGAACAUCAAAGUUGCCCCAUGCUACAUCAUUUAAACCCCAACAACCCUAUCCACGUUGCAUUCAGGAGACAUUUAAGGAUUUUCCUCCUCCAGCUUUAGCGCUUCUUGAUUGUCUACUUUCAAUAGAUCCAUUAUUUCGUGGGACAGCAAUUUCUGCCCUUAAGAGCGAUUUCUUCAGUACAAAGCCUUUUGCUUGUGACCCUUCAAGUUUGCCCAAGUAUCCUCCAAGCAAGGAAUACGAUGCUAAACUUCGGAAUGAGGAAGCGAGAAGCAGGCAGAGAGAAGCAGCCAUCAAAGAGUAUGGAAGUCGGAAAGAAAUGCCUUCUCAUGACGGCAACAUUGAGUCACAGAAAUUGCAUGGAAGUCUUAGAACAAGCAGUGAUAAGUACAAACCAAAAGAUGAUGUGCUGUCAGGUUUCCGAAUAGAUCAUCCAAGAGGAACAGCUCAGAAUGGUUUCCCUCAUGGUGGUCUUUUGAUGCACUCUGGUCGUUUAUCUACAACCGAACUGCCCGCUGGCCAAGAAAUAAAAACACAUGCAUCAUACAUUCCCCAGGGUGGGGGGAAUGCUCUCACCACAGGUCUAUUGGUUGCAAGAAGCCAUACUGCGAAGUUGGACCGUAGACAGAGCGCUAGGCACGCACAUUUGCCAGAGAAUCAUCUGGCCUCCAAAUACAGUCAACCUGAAUCCGAUUCAUCUGAGAAGCCAGAAUGGACUCACCACUUGCUGGAUGUCCCUUCAUCUUCUCGUAAGAACGAUGACAAAACUGGAGAAGAGGAACAAACAACUGGUCAUGCCCCUAGGAAGAACCGAAUCCAUUACUCUGGACCUCUGAUGCCUCCAAGAGGAAACAUUGAUGAAAUUCUCAAAGAGCACGAGCGACAAAUCCAGCAGGCUGUACGCAGAGCCCGCCACAACAGAACCAAACCGCGAAAGUAUGGUGAGAGGGCUCAGUUUGAGGCCUUGCUUUAUGCUAGCAGAAAUGGCAAUUAAACUCAUCAAACGUGCACAAAUAGAAUAGAACUAUGCAAACAACAUUCGGUGAAGCACAUCACUUUCCUGGGAUCUACAUAAAAGAUGCAAUCAACUCAUCCACUUCUCUACGAGGAACCGUAAGUUGCGGAACCAAGUUGAUUCUGUGCUUUAGCAUUGGUUUGAUUCUGGAUGCCCAAUGUGUAGGUGAAAUCUACCCAAUGAUAAAUUGUAUAUAUAUAUCACAGGAACUAUUUAUGGCAAAAUUUGGCACCUCUAUUGGUGUUACCCAAGUGUAUUCUGGAUUGGGAAUCAAUUUAUGAAUGAUUUCUACAAAGAGAACCAAAAACAUGCAACAUUA